This is a messenger RNA of Nycticebus coucang (slow loris), 1531 nucleotides long. RefSeq names its product mitochondrial rRNA methyltransferase 1 (gene MRM1). Gene Ontology annotation, biological process: rRNA methylation. The record is from RefSeq and is a predicted model, not a curated record. Gene Ontology annotation, cellular component: mitochondrion. Bases 9 to 995 code for a protein of 328 amino acids. Gene Ontology annotation, molecular function: RNA methyltransferase activity; RNA binding. The transcript is spliced from 5 exons. Lineage: Eukaryota; Metazoa; Chordata; Mammalia; Primates; Lorisidae.
CGUGUGUCAUGGGACUAUUCUCCACUUUGAGGGGAGCGACCCGGCGUUGCUCCGGUCACUUCCUCACCCGUCAUUUCUCCCAAGGAGCACUACGUGGGGAGCGGCCUGGCGGGGAGGAGCUAAGCCGCCUGCUGCUGGAUGACCUGGUGCCGACGCAGCGGCUAGAGCUUCUGUUUGGUCUGUCCCCAUGUCUGUUGGCUCUGCAGGCCGCCCGCCGCCGUGUGUCCAGACUCCUGCUCCAGGCCGGCAAGGCCGGGCUGCAGGGGGAGCGGGCUGACCUGCUCUGGGCGGCCGAGGCGCGGGGCAUUCCGGUUCUGCGGCCCAGACGGCAGAAACUGGACGCUCUGUGCAGUUACCAGGUCCACCAGGGCGUCUGCUUGGAGGUGAGCCCACUGCAGCCCCGGCCGUGGACUGAGGAUGGGGAGGUCAACCCAGACGACGACCCCCUGCAGCUGUGGCUCGUCCUCGAGUCGCUCCAGGAUCCUCGGAAUCUUGGGGCCGUGCUGCGCUCCGCUCACUUCCUCGGAGUGGAUAAGGUCAUCACUAGCCGGAGAAACAGCUGCCCGCUCACUCCAGUAGUCAGCAAGGCCAGCGCAGGGGCUAUGGAGGUGAUGGACGUGUUCUCCACUGAUGACCUGUCCGUUUUUUUACAGGCCAAAGCCCAGCAGGGCUGGCUCGUGGCUGGCACAGUGGGCUGCCCAAGGCUUGAGGUCUCUCAGUCCUCCAAGGUCCCUAUCACUAGUUGCUUGGAUUUCCGCUGGGACCGGCCUACUAUCCUCGUGCUAGGGAACGAGGGCUCUGGUCUAUCCCAGGAAGUGCAGGCCUCCUGCCAGCUUCUCCUCACCAUCCUGCCUGGGCGCCAGCUACCUGUUGGACUCGAGUCUUUGAAUGUCUCUGUGGCUGCAGGAAUUCUUCUUCACUCCAUUUGCAGCCAGAAGAAGGGUUUCCCUGCAGGGAGGGAGAUGGCACCUUCUCCAAGACCCCCAAGAACCUGAGCCAUGUCUGAAGGACUCAGAGUGGCUCAGCAUCCAGGGCUGUCUUCAGGCUUGGCAAAACAGAGGCAAAAUGGGAGCUGACCUGGACCAUGCAUGUUGCACAUGUGCUGGAGUUGGGAUGGUUGCAUACACAUCACAGCCUCUAGUGUGCAGGGGGAGUCUCCACCUGAAUGUGCACCGAGGUCCCCUGUUUAUUGACCAUAGUCUUAGGGGGCAAAGGACUUAGGGGUGGUCAGCAGAGGAAGUUCACUUUCCUGUUUGGAUGUUAGGGCUGCAGUAGGAGAUGGUAGUUUGUUAAUUUCCAAGAUGGGCUGAGAUGGAGGCAGUCUGUCCUCCUGAGCCCUUCCUAGAAGUCAAGGGGAAGUCUAGACAUUAGAAGUGUAGCAGACAGCCCAGGCCAGGGCUCCCAUUCCCCUGGAACCAGUUGUUGUCUAUGGCAAAUGGGAGAACAAAAACAGUGAUUUCCAACCAGUGUCUCAUGGUACACUGGUGUGCCGUGAAAAUUUUGAAAGAUCAUUAAAUUAUUUUUGAAAGAA